AUGACGGCACCUGCACCACACCGGCGGCGGGCACAGGCGUUCUGUGCGCAGGCGCUGUUGCUGUUGCUGCUUCAUCGAUCUCUGCCGGUCAAAUCUCUGACCGAGGGCAGCAUUGGCGUGUCGGAAGUCGGCAGCAUUGGCGAAGUGGAGAGCUGCACGGGUGCCCUCAACCCAAUCGGGCUGGUGCUCGACUUCUCGACGGAUGAUAUCUCCGGGGACACCAACCUCCUGGGUGGAUUUCCAGGGCAGGUUUCAACCGAUUUCACGGAUGCUGCCAACUGCACCGGCAAACUCCCCUGGGGCACGCCAGCACCGGAAGGCGGCUGCCCGUGCGGCUGUGGCUGCCAAUGCAACAAUCCGGAUCCUGCCGCUGUCGAGCAGGGCGGAGCCAUGCUGCGGUUGCGCAAGGUCGGUCGACUCUACGACGGCACCGGAGCUGCUGCCACGAUCCUGGACCUGAUGGUCAAGAACACAACCUAUUACAUGCCGUGGGCUAGUGACCAAACCGGCCGUGGGACCAAUCAGACGUUUGCGCAGGUCAGCCUGGCCGCCGACCAGAAUGCCACCUUCCUGUACCGGCUGAUCGCCAACGACUAUGCGUGCCCAACCGGAGCAGAUUGUGAUCCGCCGGCGGUGGAAGUUCCCUACUCCCGUGCCCUCGCAGCAUACGACUUCUGCUUCUUUGACUUUGACACGGGCCCGCAGUCAAACCCCUCGGACCCCAACCUCGGGGAGACGUUCACCACUUGCGGCAUCGACACAAGCACCUCCUAUGGCGGCUACUUUAUGCACGGGAGGAAGCCCAACUCGGAGAAUCCGGUGACGAAGUUUCUGUGCGAUGAAAUUGACACCACGGACUACAUGGACGUCACAGAAGGCGCGAUCGACGGCGGGACCGAUUGCGUCAGAGUAGUGGCUAAAAAGGAGGGCGUUGGCAGUGACAACCCCCGCCUGUUCUCAGAGGUGCUGAUGAAUUUCCCCUCAUGCGACGACGGCGACUGCGCAGGACUGUGCGCGUCCUACGACACAUGCCCCAACUUUACAUGUGAUCAGCUCGAAAUCGACGACGAUGGCACGACCUCAUGUGGUGACGCCGCGGAUGGGACGGUCACGUCGGGCUUUGAGCGCUCACCAGGCGUCGUGCCGGACAUCCUCACCUGUAGCUCCAAAGAGGAAACGAUCCCCGGGGCUGGCGUCUACCCGUCAUCUUCCGGGGUUGCGGACAGGCUGGUAUGGCGUCCCUAUCGCUACACCAUGCCCAAAUUCGUCUGCGUCACAUACCCCAAGAACACGGGCGAGUUCAACGUCACGUACAAGGUCGGGAAGCUCUUCCAGGGUGACUCCACCGAGGCCCACGUGCUCGACCUCGUCAUCAGAAAUACCACUGAGUACAUGCCAUGGUCGAGCGCGCAGAAUGGACGCAGCGACGGUGAUACCUUUGCACAGAUUUCCCUUGCCGCGAGCCAGUCGCUUGCGAUGCGCUUCGCAUUCGAGGAUUCAGUCACCGGCAAGGAGACUCAGAUCCCGUAUCCUUACGACAUGUGCUUCUUCGACAUGGACACGGGCACGACGAUUGAUGGGGUCGAGGUUCUCGCGGAGACGCUUCAUGCUUGCGGCGUCUCGAGCUUCUUCCAUCAGGGGAAGAAGCCUGCCGAUCGACUGGGGCUGCCCGCACGCGUGGCCGACUACAUCUGCAACAGCACCGACAUCGCUGUGGAGGACUACAUGGAGAUCAACAGCACCGACAGCUGCGUCACGGUGCGCGCGCUCGCCAAGGGUAUUGGCAAGGACAACCCUCGCUCGUGGUCCGACGUCUUGCUGCUUGACGGCGACAUCAGCGCAGGGCCCUGGGAAGCGAGUGGCCGUUGCGCCGACUACAAUCUUUGUCCACCCUCGGGUGUUUCUGGCGAGGCUCGUGGACCCGGCGUCCCCGGGCCUAUCCAGGACAUUAUCACAUGUGAACCUGGCAGCACUGACGGCAGCGAUGAGGCGGGUGUGUAUCCCAGCACAACCACGCCAGGGGGCAACUCGAUCCUGGCGCGGCUGGUGGGCAAGCCAUACCGCUAUACGAUGCCCAAGUUCAUAUGCCUAACAUACCCGGCCGGCACCUCCAACUUCACCGUGACAUUCACCGUCGGCAACAACCCGCCGUCACCCGCUGGGUAUGGGCGGAAUAUGCUCUUUGCGGGCACCGGCAAUGCCGAAUGCAUCUUUGAUGAGGCACCCCCCAGCCAGGGAACGCUUUGCGAGCCGCCUCGGCCGACUUUCGUGUGCGACGCACUGGACGAGAAGCAGCUGACGACCUCCCUGCCCUUCAAAGUUCAAGUGCGGGUGCUCGAUGAGAAAGCCGAGGCGAUGUCGUCGUUCCAAGGCGACAUCAUGCUGCUCGCGAUUUCGCGCCGCACGUGCCUCGCGGAGGGGUUCGAGCGCAAAGCACUGGGGCGAUGGCAGCCCGCCUCGAGCCCACUCCACCACGAGAGCCAGUACUCCCACGGUUUCGACUCGGAGGUGGCGGCGCCCGGCUCGAGCCACAGCCUCUACCUGAGCGGCGGCAACGACGCCAACUUUGGGAUGACGCUCAAACUGCCAGCGACCGCGCUCGAGGCCGAGCCUCCGGAGCACUCGCCUGCGGCGGGCGGCGGGCCCGGCGAGUCCGAGUACGAGGACGCGGCGGCGCUGAACGGCAAGUUCCAGCCGGACGCGGUGUCCUUCUACGUGCGCACAGACAACAGCCUCGCGGACGCGGGCCACUUCAUCCUCGGCGAGAGCAACGAGGUGAACCGGCGCGUCGCGCAGUUUCAGUUUACGCGCGACGGCAAGAUGGGCCUUCUGGGGACAGGGGGCACGACCCACGGCGCGACGCCGUACGAGAGCAACCGGUGGUACCACGUGAUGCUGUGCUUCGACUGGAAGCGCAAGACCGUCGCCUUCUCCGUCGACGGAAAGCUGCUGCAGCGCUCGGUGCCCUUUCGGCGCGAGGCGUCCAACUUUAUCGGCGCGUGCGCGCUCGGCAACCGCGACCGGUGCACCACGUGGUUCGACUCGAUCCGGUUCGUGCAGGAGACGACGCUCAACCGCGUCGCGGUCUCGAUCGUCGACGGCGUCGCCGAGACGUGGCUCGGCCCGCUCGGCGAGGACGAGGAGGGGCGUUCGCUCGCGGCGCGAGACGGGUUUGUGCUACGCGCGGAGGAUGCCGACGGGCAGGUGUCGGAGCUCGCCGGCCCCUACCACCCGCUCUGCCGGAUCGAGGGGGCGCAGCGCGUCGCGAUCAACAACGCCGCCCUCGCCGACUUCAACACCUUGCUCGCCGACGACGCCAGCGCCGACGUCACCUUUGUGGUUGGCGGGCGAGACGUGCCGGCGCACCGCUGCAUCCUCGCCGCGCGGUGCGAGACCUUCCGCCGAAUGUUCAACUCUUCGAUGCGCGAGGGGUCGCGCGAGGAGGGACAGCGCGUGCCGAUCGCCGAGGUGUCGCACGCGGCCUUCUCCUGCAUGCUGCAGUACAUCUACAGCGGCGCGGUCGCCGUGCCAGAGGAGCUUGCCCUCGAGCUGCUCGGCCUCGCGGACCGCUACCUGCUCGAGGGGCUCAAGCUGCUCUGCGGCUUCACGCUCACGCGCAUGGUCUCCGCAGACACCGUGGCUCCCAUCCUGCAGGCCGCCGACCGGUACGACUCGCCGUCGUCGCAGCUCAAGGCGCACUGCAUGCAGUUCGUCCUCUCCAACUACGAGGCGGUCGUCAACUCGCCCUCCUUCGAGGAGCUCACCUCGAGCCCGCAGCUGCUGCUGGCGGUGACGCGCGCCGCAGCCAAGGUGGUCGCCCCGUCCGGCAGCUCACGACAGAUCUCGUGGGACUCGGACGGCGCGCCGGGGAGCAAACGCGCUCGACACGCGUGAGGACGUGGCGCGCGCCAGAGGGCGCGGUGAGGGGAGGGAAGGGCGAGGGAAGGGCGGGGCGUAGCCGCCGCGCUUAUGUACCACAAUUGGGGAGGGGGAGCGGCCGCCUUGGAGGCCUCGUGUAGACACGCGUGGGCCAGAGUGCGAUGGUGGUGAUGAUACAUUCAUGCUGUGAGCCUGUG
Molecule: messenger RNA, 4076 nt
Organism: Emiliania huxleyi CCMP1516
Lineage: Eukaryota; Haptophyta; Isochrysidales; Noelaerhabdaceae
Exons: 6
Coding region: 1-3894 (1297 amino acids)
Biological process (GO): proteasome-mediated ubiquitin-dependent protein catabolic process; regulation of proteolysis
Cellular component (GO): cytoplasm
Molecular function (GO): ubiquitin protein ligase binding
Source: RefSeq, a predicted model, not a curated record